AUGGCAACACUGUUACGAUAUGCAACUCGGUUGCCAGGAGCAAAGGGCCAUUGUCGACCAUUAAUGUUGCCAGAGUCGUGUCUGGCAUCGACAUCAACAUUGACAUCAACAUUAGGCAGUCGUCAACAUCCUUUCUCUUCUUGGGAUUAUGAACUUCCUUGGUCGAGUGCUAAAAGCGACAAAAGUAGUAAGCGGCUAGUUCAACGAGUUCAGGAAUCUCGAAGAGAGCAUCAGCAAAAGGUGGAUCUGCAAGACGCACUUAUGAUUUUAGUAGAAGGCUACCUACAAACAAAUCAUAAGGAAGCCUUUUCCAUUCAAUCAGCUAGUCAAUUUUGGAAGAAGGAGACCGAAGCAAUCGAUUCGAGCAAGAAAAAAGGUAACGAUAGCAAGGAUAGCGCACAGCAAGGGCGACUACAAAAGAAUAGAAAGACCAUCGCAAUCCAUGAUGCUCUCAUUGAGCUGACCAAACUGAAUGGUUUCAAGCCUGUUGAUCUCCCACGAGAGCAAGUACCAUUGGCGGAAGGUGUCGUUGUUCGACCUCAGUACCACAAAGAGGAAAAGUAUCGGGAUCGCGUCCGAAUAAAAGCAAGCCCUUUGAUGUGGGCUCGAAGUGAAUUGAAGACAGGGCAGUCUCCAUUGACUUUCUCGUCAUCUGUCAUGAGUAGUGCUCAGCCUCGGCGGGACGAUCUUCCAGAGCUGGUUGAAGAGGACAUCAAGUUGUACCGCAUCAUCGAAAAAAGUGUGGAUGAUUUCGUAAAUGCCAAAGUUCAGGCUUUACAGACCUCCGUCAGAGCACUUGAAACGAAGAUCCAAGAUGCUGUGAGCUCUGUAGUUCCAUCCUUACGCCGUCAAGAUGCAGCUUCGAAGAAAUCCAAGAAAGACGAGCUAGAUGAUGCGAGCAAUGUUGAAUCACCUGAGAGCUUGCUAUUUCUCGACCGAAACGAAAUCAUAUGGGUCACAAACAUGGACAACCGUGAACUUCGGCUUCUGGCCUUGCAAGAUCAUCACAGUUACGGCCUCAAACUGUCGUCGUGGUUGAUAUCUAUCUCCCUAGUCGUGUUUGGAGCAAUGCCUUUGGCCUAUCGGAGCUAUAACUUUACCUACGAUUAUCCUGGAUUAUCCCAAAGUGUGGCUGCUUCAGUUGUUUUGACCAUUUCCUAUGGUAUCUGGUCUACUCAAUCCAUGGCGGUCACCCGUCAAUCACAAGUGGUCUCAAAUGCCGUUGCCCACCGAAUAUAUGCUCGCAACAACGCGGUCUUGUGGGCCCUUCAACAAGGAGCGGUGGAACGAGUCAGCGAUGCUCUCUUGACCUAUUACUUUUAUUGCCAAAAUGAUACGCGGCAACGUCUUCGUCUUCGACCGUCAUCGACUUCCAAGCCGCUGCUUGCAGUCACUCAGCCCAGUGGCGGCAAACAAGAAAGCGAUGAUCCAAUGUUGCCUUCCACGUCGAUUGACGUCGUUGCUUUGGCAAAGGAGAUUGGAUUGGUUCAAGAAGAGGCAACAUCGAGCAGUGGCAACAGUAAGCGGGUUGCAGUUCCGAUAGAGAGCGCGAUCGCUGCUGCACAAGAUUACCACAAGAAGAUCCAACGAUGA
Molecule: messenger RNA, 1593 nt
Organism: Cylindrotheca closterium
Lineage: Eukaryota; Bacillariophyta; Bacillariophyceae; Bacillariales; Bacillariaceae
Source: the annotation of a GenBank genome assembly